Molecule: messenger RNA, 1014 nt
Organism: Xyrauchen texanus (razorback sucker)
Lineage: Eukaryota; Metazoa; Chordata; Actinopteri; Cypriniformes; Catostomidae
Product: C3a anaphylatoxin chemotactic receptor-like
Exons: 1
Coding region: 1-1014 (337 amino acids)
Biological process (GO): complement receptor mediated signaling pathway; inflammatory response; positive regulation of cytosolic calcium ion concentration
Cellular component (GO): plasma membrane
Molecular function (GO): complement component C5a receptor activity; G protein-coupled receptor activity
Source: RefSeq, a predicted model, not a curated record
AUGAACCCGACAUCUACAUACAAUGAAAGUGAAAAUAAUUAUUUCUAUGAUAACGAAUACAAAGAUGGUGAAGAUGUGACUCCACCAGUGAAAACUGCAAUAGAAGUGAUUUCUCAGAUCUUCUACUAUCUGACGUUUCUCAUCGGAGUUCCAGGAAAUGUCUUUGUUCUGUACAUCGCUGGAAUGAAGAUGAAGAGGACCGUUAAUACGAUAUGGUUCCUUAAUCUGGCGAUUGCAGACCUCCUGUGCUGCUUUUCUACACUUUUCUAUGUGGUAGAGAACAUUCUUGACAAUCUCUGGCCAUUUGGAUCUGACAUGUGCAAGAUUCUUCCAUUUGUUAUGAAUGUCACCGUGUUUGCCAGUGUCUUCAUCUUGAGUUUGAUUAGUCUGGAUCGGUUUACACAGGUGAUCACUCCAGUUUGGGCUAAAAAUCAUCGCAGUCUGUUGCUUGCACGACUGUCCUGUGCAGCGGCCUGGAUCCUGUCUAUAGCUCUUAAUUUGCCCUUUAUGAUAUUAACAAGAACCUUUGAAUAUGAUAACAACACAUACUGCUUAGUGUUUGAUUUUGAUGACUUGGAAACAUAUAGAAAGUUGACUAUCAUCAGGUUUGUGUUUGGUUUUUUGAUUCCUCUCAUAUGCAUCGUCACAUGUUAUGGAUUCAUUGCACGAAAGUUAGGCAGGAGUCGUUUUCACUCUGGACGAGCGUUUCGCAUCAUGUCGGCUGUUAUUGUGGCAUUUUUUCUGUGUUGGCUGCCGUACCACAUUGUGUAUUUGAUCUUGAUAUUUGGUGUGAAUGAAAGUUUCAUGAUGGCCAUUAGACUUGCCCCAUUGGUCGUCUCUUUGGCGUAUUUCAACAGCUGUCUGAAUCCAGUUCUGUAUUUUUUCAUAGGGCAGGAUAUUAAGGAGAAGUUUAAACUUUCAUUAAAGUUAAAACAUGUUUUUGAAAGAGCUUUCUCUGAGGAGGAGACACAAAUAUCACAAUCCACCGAGACACAACAAAUGCAAUCAUUGUAG